Molecule: messenger RNA, 1452 nt
Organism: Gamsiella multidivaricata
Lineage: Eukaryota; Fungi; Mortierellomycota; Mortierellomycetes; Mortierellales; Mortierellaceae
Product: major facilitator superfamily domain-containing protein
Exons: 3
Coding region: 1-1452 (483 amino acids)
Biological process (GO): transmembrane transport
Molecular function (GO): transmembrane transporter activity
Source: RefSeq, a predicted model, not a curated record
AUGGGUCGGUGUGCAACCCUAAACAAUGUGGACGACAUCCUUGGUACAAGUCGCUUCACCCGCUUUCGCAGUUCAAACCACUUUAUCUCGUUCACAGUCGGACUCGCUGUCUUUGUGGACCUGCUCUGUUAUGGCAUCAUCAUGCCCCUGACGCCCUUCAUCGUCGAGAGACUAGGUCUUGGGUCGACAGCCAACGGUGCAUUGAUUGCAUGUUAUGCCGUCGGUUUGCUGAUCUCUUCUCCUGUGGCGGGCAUCAUCUCCGAUAGGAUGGCGAACCGUCGGGUUCCUAUGGUCGCUGGAUUGAUGGCCCUGUUGCUCUCCACGGUUCUGUUCAUGGAAGGCCUGGAUCACUUUUGGCUCCUACUACUUGCUCGUUUUUCGGCUGGUUUGGCCGGUGGAACGAUGAUGACUCUUGGCUUCGCUCUGCUCUCGGACACAUAUCCAGCCAACCAGCUGGGUGCCGAGAUGGGCAAGGUCAUGAUUGGACAGACCCUUGGACUGAUGGUCGGACCACCAAUGGGUGGGAUUUUGCAAGACCAUGUCGGUGUCAAGGCGCCCUAUGUGUUCUGCAUCAUCCUCAUCGGUGUAGAUCUGGCAGCUCGCCUGUUGAUCAUUGAGCCCCGGAGCGCCAAGGUCAAGGCAAUCAGAGAAUUCCAAAAACGACAGAACCAAACACAAGAAGGACAAGGGCAAGGGGAGCAAUCGCUCGGGAUUGAAAAGAAUAUCGACACUCUUGAGGGAGCCCCGACUCCGGCCAAGGCACAGGCCACUAGUGAGAUGUCGACUCUAAAAGGUUUAUUGACGAACAAGCGUUUGGUCACGGCUUUGUUCGUCAGUUUCAUCAACGCUUUCCUCAUCGCUGCGCUGGAACCCGUGCUGCCACUCUAUCUCGCGGAUUUCGGAAUUUCCAAGACCCAGAUCGGUGUCAUUUUCCUUGCGAUCAGUAUCCCGUCCUUUGUCGCACCGGUUGCUGGCUGGUACUCUGACAAGCACGGUGCCAAGGUCAUGUCCGGGGCUGCGAUCGCGAUUUGUGGCGUGUUUGUGGUCGUGAUUGGCAUCCCAGGACUGCCUCUGUGGGCGAUCAUCCUCUUCCUGGUCGGAGUGGGCGCCACCUGUGCGGUGUACAUUACCCCAGUGCUGGGCGAGAUCUCGGCCGUGGUCCGGGUUACGGGCGAAGGAGAUGGGUUUGCGAGGGCCUUUGCGCUCUUCAACAUGGUCUUUUCGCUGGGGAUGGUGGUGGGACCGCUGCUGGGAUCGGUCAUCUAUCAGGAGACGAGUAUGUUGUGGACGUGUGUGUUGAUCGGAGUAGUGACGGUAUUGACGCUACCCAUGGUGUUCCUGUACACGGGAGGCAAGGCCCAGAAGUUGCGUGAUCAGGCACAGUAUGAGAAGGAUAUGCAGGAAGAGAGCAUGGUUCUGAGUCAGAUGCAGGAGCAGAACCGGCAGCAGUAG